AUGGGCACCCAGGGCACAGGACGUAAAAGAAACAGCAAGAAAGAGAAAUCCACAGCAGAGGACGAUGCCCUCAAUCUCAUUGCCAGAGAGGCUGAGGCCCGACUGGCAGCAAAGAGGGCAGCGAGGGCAGAAGCCAGAGAGAUUCGCAUGCGGGAACUUGAGAGGCAACAAAAAGAGAUCUUUCAGGUGCAGAAGAAAUAUUACGGCUUGAAUACCAAAUCAGAUGACAGAUCAGACAGCAAAUGGGGAGAUAUUGAGCAAUGGAUGGAAGACAGUGAGCGAUACUCACGGUCACGGCCAUCACAGCCACACACGCUUUCGGAUGAAGAUGACCGGAUGUCUGUGGGAAGCAGAGGGAGCCUCAGGCCUUUAGAGUACAGUAGCUACCGCAGCACCAACUCCAGAACCUCCAGCCGGGCUAAUUCAGCCCGUACCAGUCCAGUGGUAGACGAUAGGGAUUAUCUUGAGAGAGGUUCUCGAUCAGCUUCUGCAUUAACAGCAACCACUCUUACCUCCCUUGGUGGGAAUUCCUCACGGAGAGGAAGUGUAGAGACUGCCAUCACUAUAGAUGCCGAAACUGCCUCGAGGGAAAUCAAGGACGCAUUAACAGAAGUGGAGGAGAAGUAUCGCAAGGCCAUGGUCUCCAACGCACAGCUGGACAACGAAAAGAGCAACCUGAUGUACCAGGUGGACACUCUAAAAGACUCGCUGACAGAACUUGAAGAACUGCUGUCUGAGUCAAGACGGGAGUACGAGGAAAAGGUCAAGGAAUUUGAACGGGAGAAACAUGCACACAGUGUUCUUCAAUUCCAGUUCAAUGAAAUGAAAGAGACACUGAAACAAAGCGAGGAGCUGCUAAAUGAAAUUCGUCAGUUACGCAUGAAACAAGAGGGUUUUGCUAGGGAAAUAACAGAUCUACAAGAGACAGUGGAGUGGAAGGAUAAGAAAAUCGGGGCCUUAGAGCGACAGAAAGAAUACACGGAUGCAAUCCGAAAUGAGCGAGAUGAGCUCAGAGAAGAGGUGGUGAAGCUGAAGGAUAUUCUUAAGAAACACGGAAUAGUACUGGGACCUGAUCUGAGCAUCAAUGGCGAUGCUGGUGUAACAGAAAUAGAAAGAAUCAGUGGAGACGCCGCUCCCCAGCCUCCUCAGGGCUCGCCAACUUCAACAUCAGAGGGCAACAGCAUGCUCGAAAUUCGCCUCAGGAAACUGGUGGAUGAGCGAGAAAAAAUGAUAGAGCAGAUAAAGAAGCUAAAAGCUCAGGUAGACCAAAAGAGCCUUAAAAAUGGCACUGAUGGCACUUUGAGCGCGGAAGGUGAACUUUUGGAAAACGGGAGUGAUCCCAACAUCAUUGAACUGCAGCGAGAUUCCAGCAGGCAAAUAAGCGACAUGAAGUUCAAACUCGUGAAGGCGGAGCAAGAAGUAACUGCAUUGGAACAAAAUGUGAGUAGACUUGAAGGUCAGGUGAGCCGCUACAAGAUGGCUGCUGAAAAUGCUGAAAAAGUGGAGGAUGAGCUCAAAGCAGAAAAGAGGAAGCUGCAGCGAGAGUUGCGGUCGGCACUGGACAAAGUGGACGAGCUGGAGUCCAACAACAGCCACCUAAAUAAGCGACUGGAGAAAAUGAAGUCCAGCCGUGGCAUGGCUCAGACACCGUAG
Messenger RNA from Nerophis lumbriciformis (worm pipefish), 1653 nucleotides. Lineage: Eukaryota; Metazoa; Chordata; Actinopteri; Syngnathiformes; Syngnathidae. The record is from RefSeq and is a predicted model, not a curated record.